AUGGCCAGCUCCAAGAUUAAGUCCGAGCAAAAUCUUGCAUCUCUAAAAUCAACAGUCGAAACCACAUCUGCUCUUAUCACACAACUGCAAUCCUCCUCCACCCCUAAAGAUAGCGACGGAAACAGCAAUAUCAACGCCCUCGACCUCGCCCACGAUACAGCCAGCCUGAUACGAGCCCAUUCUACCAAACUUUCCCUCCUCAUAAUCAACAAACCCUUCACUGCGUCCGCCAUCAGCACCGUCCUACGAGAACUCGUCUCUGGGCCAUUACCCGGCCUUGCCUCAGCCGUCGAACUUUGCAAUGCUGCCAAAUAUACCAAGGCCAUGAGCGCCGAGCUGCAAUGGAGGGCGAAGAAGGUAUUCAUGGAACUGGGAACGCUGGUGAAGGCUAUACCACUCGACGGGAAGACGCUGAGCGAAGACCUGAAGAAUGGGACUGGGAAGACUGGGGGAAAAGGCAGUUUGGCUUCUACGGGUGUGCUAUGGGAAGCCUGUGAUGGCGUGGCAGAGUUGAAGAAGCUGGGCAUUGCUGGGUUGAUGAUAAAGAAGGCGGACGAAUACCGGGAUCUACUGAAAGAUGCGCUCGAAGAGUUACAAGAAUGGGGUGAGGAGGAAUCCGAUGGAUCUGAUGACGAAGACGAGACUGCUGGAGAGCAGGAGACGACAGAUGGGGUAGAUACUUCAGCUCAGGAUGCCGUGGAUAGCAUAUUCGCAUCCCAACGACAUAUCUCUUCCGAAGACCCAGACAAGAUCCGCCCCAGAUUGGACUCCGCGCAGAAGAGACUGAGGCUUGUCAUACUCAUGUACCAAGCAGUGAUAAAACGCCGGUUCAAGACCCUCCCUCACCUGCCACAUCCCGAAAUCGAGACAAAACCAGACCAAGACACUGGCAUCAUCAACUGCGUGGAUGAGGUUAUGGACGUGUUCAAGAAAAUCCCCGAUAUAACAGACGAAUUGGCUAGUGCAUUCUACGAGCUAGAUGGAGUUGGAAUCGAUAAGAGAAUGGAUGAAUGUUUCUUUACCGGCUUUGCAGCUUCUGAACUGUUGGCCAAGAAUUGGGAGGGGAAAGAAGACGAGUUCACUGUAUGGGCCAGGAAAUUCCAAGUCGCCAUGAAAAAAGGAUGGCAAGAUCUGCCCUGA
Molecule: messenger RNA, 1140 nt
Organism: Lachnellula hyalina
Lineage: Eukaryota; Fungi; Ascomycota; Leotiomycetes; Helotiales; Lachnaceae
Exons: 2
Coding region: 1-1140 (379 amino acids)
Biological process (GO): regulation of cell cycle
Cellular component (GO): nucleus
Source: RefSeq, a predicted model, not a curated record